This is a messenger RNA of Styela clava, 2320 nucleotides long. Lineage: Eukaryota; Metazoa; Chordata; Ascidiacea; Stolidobranchia; Styelidae. The record is from RefSeq and is a predicted model, not a curated record.
UUAUGUCGCCUAGGUAUGCUAUGAAUUCACAGUUCCAGGAAGUAGUAUCUACUACUCUGUCAGCAGCACACCGAGACUGUAUCUUUAGUGAGUCAAAUUAUAUUAUGAAUAAAACAUUGAAUUACGUCACGAUAACGCCUGCAAUAGCACAAGCACAUGAUUUACUAUUGCUACAUUUGGCAGAAAAGGAUUGCCAACAGUUUAUACUUGGCAUAGUUUUAAGUUAUGUAUAAGCGCCAUAAAACAUAACAACAACAAGUUAUGCAAAAUUAUGACUGCAAAGUGGACCGAACUGUGUCUUACGUUAAUCAAGGCACGAUUUUAACCGGGGAUACAAGACAGAAUGGUAACAAUUCGGACAAAUCUUUAACGGAAAUAUUAUUGGAGAAAAUAAGAUCAUAUGGAGAUAAAACUGCACUGGUAGACGACUCUAAUGGCGGAAACUCUUUGACGUACAGUCAAUUUUACAAUCAAGUCAGAAAUUGUGCAGGGUAUUUGUACGAACAAGGAUUGAGAAAAAGAGACGUUGUCGCGCUAUGUUCGUCAAACUGCCUGGAAUUUCCAGUUGUAAUGCUGGGAAUCAUUGCUUGUGGUGCUAGAGUCUCUUUGUGCACCCCGACAUUCACAAAAGAAAAAAUGUUUGAACACUUCCAACAUUGUGGACCGACUAUGGUCAUUUCAACGGAAGAGGCCUCUGAAACAGUGGAUCAGGUUGUGCAGAAAAUCAGAAUGGUGAAGAAAGUGAUUAUCAUCGGAGAAAGUGAGAAAUAUAUAACAACCUCGUAUUUUCUUCAAUCGACAAGUGAUUUCACGCGGAUUGACAUAAACCCUAAUUUUGACGUAGCAAUUAUAUCCUAUGCAAACGAUGACAACAAAACACUAAAUGACGUUUCUACAACACAUACAAGCAUUAUUGAAAGAGUUGAGUGUAUUGCACAAACAUUAUUGUCAGCUACCAAAUCCGAUUUACCGUGUAAUUAUUUUGACAUACCAAUGGUUCAGAAGGUAGGGGUGGAGACGAUGCUUGCGUCACUUUUUGCAGGGUUCAAACUAGUCUUCAGAAAGAGAAGUGACAUUAUAAGCAUGCUGAAGGCUGUAAAAACCCAUCAGGUUACAACAGUUUUCACACGUGAUACGACUGCGGUUGGAUUGAUGCAGGAUGACAUUAAAUUUGAUUGUGGAAAGUCAUCUCUGAGAAUAAUAAAUUUUUCGGGGCCAACUAUGCAGUCCGAAUUGAUUGAGAAAGUUGAAAGAAAGUAUCAAGUUGACGUUAAUCAGGAUAUUCAAGAUUCGUUGUGAUUGAUAAAAAAAUAUUGGACGAACAAAGAACACAGGGUAUACGAUUGUGAUGCAUCCGUUUGGAGUGAAUAUUUCAAAAUUAAAAGAGCUAAAUAUAUAUAUACGUAUAAUGGGCUGAGAAUUUCAUAAAAAGCCGCUUUAACUGUUAAACUGGUAUAAUAGUCUGCUUAACCACUGUUGGUGUCAAAGGCCCGGCAUGAAUCAACUUCUCCACACUGAAUAUUUAAUUUUCGGAAAUAAAGCUUGUCCGUACACCAAAAGUAUCUACCUAGUAACUAGCCGCUCUGCUCAGUUGAUCUUUCACAAAAAUAUGCAACUGUUUUGAAUAUUUGGAGGUAUUUUUACAUUGAUCUGGGCAUUAACAUAUGUAUGUAUACCUUGUACGGCAGAUCAAAAUCAAUUAUACUGUUAACCAUUUAAUAACGGUUUACUAUUCUCAGACAUAACGUAUAUAUAUCCCUAAUAAAAUUCCUGCGGAACAACUGAAUAGCAUACACACGAGUGACUGCAAUAUGCACAUAUACCGAUUUUCCAUUUUUAGUAAUUGCAAGACUCAACAUAGACCCUAACCACCUUCCUGCAGCAUAGAUUUAUGUCGGGUUCUACUAAUUCAUUUUGGGCACCUUAUUCAAAUAAUUCCAUAAAAUAUGACGCAAAAAUGAGUAUCUAACGGAAAAAACACGCAGCAAGUAAACACAUAAUAUUAUGUAGAGCACCUUUUUUAUUCAAGACCCUAGUAGAAGCUUCAAAUCGUUUUACUAAUUCCAUAAUUUUCUGCCAUGUGCCUAUGUCGAAAUAUCUGAAAAAGCGAAAUAACAUGGUAUUUAUGUAUAAAUAUGUUUGUAAAAUAACGUCGGUAUCUCAAAUGUCAAUGAAAAUUCAUAAACCUGGGUCCACAACAAUUGCUUCCAAACAAGCGAUGCGUUGUCCCUUAUAUAUAUGUCAAUAAGUCUCGGGCCAAUCGGUAAUUACUAACAGGUACUAACUAAUUCACUACUACGGGUCAACUUGAGGUCUUAUA